This is a messenger RNA of Chara braunii, 895 nucleotides long. The record is from the annotation of a GenBank genome assembly. NCBI's taxonomy places the organism in Eukaryota, Viridiplantae, Streptophyta, Charophyceae, Charales, Characeae.
AAGAAGGGUUGAAGGUGGUUGACAAUGGUGGACGGGUGGGGGUGAUGGAGGAAGAAGAAGGGUUGGAGGUGGUUGGCUAUGGUGGACGGGUGUGGGUGAUGGAGGAAGAAGAAUGGUUGGAGGUGGUCGGCUAUGGUGGACGGGUGUGGGUGAUGGAGGAAGAAGAAGGGUUGGAUGUGGUUGGCUAUGGUGGACGGGUGCAGGUGACGGAGGAAGAGGAAGGGUUGGAGGUGGCCGGCUAUGGUGGACGGGUGUGGGUGAUGGAGGAAGAAGAAGGGUUGGAGGUGGUUCGCUAUGGUGGACGGGUGUGGGUGAUGGAGGAAGAAGGAGGGUUGAAGGUGGUUAGCUAUGGCGGACGGGUGUGGGUGAUGGAGGACGAAGAAGGGUUGGAGGUGGUUGGCUAUGAUGGACGGGUGUGGGUGAUGGAGGAAGAAGAAGGGUUGGAGGUGGUCGGCUAUGGUGGAUGGGUGUGGGUGAUGGAGGAAGAAGAAGGGUUGGAGGUGGUCGGCUAUGGUGGAUGGGUGUGGGUGAUGGAGGAAGAAAAAGGGUUGGAGGUGGUUGGCUAUGGUGGACGGGUGUGGGUGAUGAAGAAAGAAAAAAGGUUGGAGGUGGUUGGCUAUGGUGGACGGGUGUGGGUGACGGAGGAAGAAGAAGGGUUGGAGGUGGUCGGCUAUGGCGGACGGGUGUGGGUGAUGAUGGAAGAAGAAGGGUUGGAGGUGGUUGGCUAUGGUCGACGGGUACGGGUGACGGAGGAAGAGGAAGGGUUGGAGGUGGUCGGCUAUGGUAAACGGGUUGGAGGACGAAGAAGGGUUGGAGGUGGUUGGCUAUGGUAGACAGGUGUGGGUGAUGGAGGAAGAAGAAGGGUUGGAGGUGGUUGGCUAUGGUGAACGGGUGU